This is a messenger RNA of Temnothorax curvispinosus, 979 nucleotides long. It is a transcript of the gene Uch, whose product is annotated as ubiquitin carboxyl-terminal hydrolase isozyme L3-like. The transcript is spliced from 7 exons. Bases 125 to 802 code for a protein of 225 amino acids. NCBI's taxonomy places the organism in Eukaryota, Metazoa, Arthropoda, Insecta, Hymenoptera, Formicidae. Gene Ontology annotation, biological process: protein deubiquitination; ubiquitin-dependent protein catabolic process. Gene Ontology annotation, cellular component: cytoplasm. Gene Ontology annotation, molecular function: cysteine-type deubiquitinase activity. The record is from RefSeq and is a predicted model, not a curated record.
UGAAUCGACUGUGACGUGAUCACGUGGUGAGUGUGACGAGUGUGACGUGAAAGGGCUUGUCGAGGAACGUUUACCGGCGUGUUGGAACGGAAUCUCUUACGUGUGAAAAUUAUCGCGAUUCAUCAUGGCUUGGGUGCCCUUGGAGUCGAAUCCAGAGGUUAUGACGAAGUUCCUCCACAAGCUGGGCGUUCCAAAGAAAUGGUCGGUCUUAGAUGUGUACGGUUUAGAGUCGGACUUGCUGGCAAUCGUCCCUAGGCCCGUUCUUGCCGUUAUUUUGCUUUAUCCUUUUUCAAAGAUUGACAAGGCUGAAGAGGAUAAAGCAGAAGUUAAGGAUAGCAAGAAUGAUGGUUCAGAUUCUGUAUACCAUUUGAAGCAAAAUAUCUCAAACGCAUGUGGGACAAUUGCGUUACUUCACAGCGUAGCGAAUAAUUUGGACGUCAUACAAUUGGAGGAUGGCUUUCUCAAGAAGUUCUUAGAUGAAACCAAAGGACUCUCAUACGCUGAACGUGGAGAGCGUUUAGAAAAAUCGCAGGAAAUUAUUGAUACUCACAUGGAAUCUGCCCAGGAAGGACAGACUGAGGCACCAGCUGAGGAUAUGGAGGUGUACCACCACUUUGUCGCGUUUGUACAUAAGGACGGUUCCUUGUACGAGCUAGACGGUCGAAAGCCUGCUCCUAUCAAUCAUGGCUCAACUACACCGGAGGCACUUCUGGACGAUGCUGCCCGCGUGUGCAAGGAAUAUAUGGAACGCGAUCCCAACGAAGUACGCUUCACAGUGGUUGCACUCGCUGCCAACGAGUAAAACGGCGUCCUCAUCCUCAAGUGCAUUUGCCUUUAAGCUAAUUUAAACUCAAAUAAUUUUACACGUGUAUAUUUCGCUUCAGCAACGCAUUUGUUUUGUCAGUUUCUUUAAUUGCCAACUUUUUUUAACACUGUGUAGGACGUGAAAAAAAAUUUAUAUACGCAGUUGUAUAUUGCA